This is a messenger RNA of Myiozetetes cayanensis, 635 nucleotides long. It is a transcript of the gene ATP5MC1, whose product is annotated as ATP synthase membrane subunit c locus 1. Bases 105 to 512 code for a protein of 135 amino acids. Gene Ontology annotation, molecular function: proton transmembrane transporter activity. NCBI's taxonomy places the organism in Eukaryota, Metazoa, Chordata, Aves, Passeriformes, Tyrannidae. The record is from RefSeq and is a predicted model, not a curated record. Gene Ontology annotation, biological process: proton motive force-driven ATP synthesis; proton transmembrane transport. The transcript has 5 exons.
CCAAUGGGCGCGGAGGACGCCGGGGGGGACACGGCCAAGGUGACGCUCCCCCCUCAGAGCCGCCGCUGCCGCCGCCCCGAGCGGACCCCGCGCAGAUUAACAAAAUGCAGGCUCCCGUGGCACUUCUCAGCUCCCCGGCACUGUUCCGAUGCUGCUCCAGGGCUCUGGCCAGGCCCGUUUCAGUGUCUGUUUUCAGCAGGCCUGAGGCUCAGACUGCACAGGCAGCUGCUGUACCCUCCCCACAGCUGCUCCGACGGGACUUCCAGACCAGCGCCGUGUCCCGGGACAUCGACACGGCCGCCAAGUUCAUCGGGGCCGGGGCUGCCACGGUGGGGGUGGCGGGAUCAGGAGCGGGAAUUGGGACCGUCUUCGGCAGCCUCAUCAUCGGCUACGCCAGGAAUCCCUCCCUCAAGCAGCAGCUCUUCUCCUAUGCCAUCCUGGGCUUUGCCCUGUCCGAGGCCAUGGGGCUCUUCUGUUUGAUGGUGGCAUUCCUGAUCCUCUUCGCGAUGUGACAGCUCCCGGGCCGGCUGCGGCUCCCAGCGCUCCGUCCUCCGCCACUGGAGCCUCUUUCCAUCACAGCGUUCCAGACUGACCAUUAAAGAAAAGAUUUCUCUAAAUAAACUGGUGGCUUGGUU